AUGAUACAAGCCAAAAUGAUUCAAAAAGUGGAAGAUCUUGUGUGUUCAAUGAAUCACAAUCUUCCAAUCCAAAUGAUUAAUCUUGAAAAAAAUAUUCAAAGUAAUAAAAGGCUAUUAUGUGAAUUAUGCUUUACAAAUCAGAGUCAAGUUUGCAGUUUAAACGACUUUCUAGAACAGAUACAAAGAAAUCAAAACUAAAAGAAAAAUAAGGUGAAAGAACUCAUAGAUAUAAAUAGAAAAGCAAUUGAAAAAAUGGGAUAUUUAUUUGAUUCUUUGAAAAGUGAAGUAAUUAACUAUUUGGAUAAUUUCAUUAACAACACUAAAAUGUGGGUAGAAAAUCUAGUAUAAACAGGAUAACAAUAUUUAGCAUAUGAUUUCUAUAAGGAAAUGGAAAAAGAAAUAAAUGGAAAAAGAUAGACUUUAUUUUCAUGUUUACCACUGAUUGAUGAAAUAGAAAAAAUUAAUUAAUAAUAUGAAGGGAAAAUUAUUAGAAAGUUGAAGUAUUUUUAAUCAUUUAAGAAAAGUGAGUAAUUCGAAUAAGAAUUAAAGAAUUUGUAGAAUACUAAUUAACAAAUAUUGAUUGAAGAAUAGUCAGAGUUUAAUCCUAUUUAAUAACAGUUAAUUGGUGAAGAGGAUUAAGAAUUAUUGAAAUGUUAGUAAUUUAGAAUUCAGUUAAUUAAUGAUUCAAACAAAUAAUUAUCUAAUUGUUCUACAAUAGCCUUUAAUUAAACUGGUUCAAUAAUGGUUUCAAAUGAGAAAUCUGCUAUUAAAAUAUGGAAAUUUAGUGAAGAAACAUUAGAAUUAUUACAUUCUUAAGAUGUGCAUUAGGGUAAUAUAAAUUGCUUAGUAUAUAGCAAAUAACUUAAUAGUUUUAUUUCUGGAUCUGAGGAUUAAACUAUUAUUUGUUGGAAAUAGAGCAAUAAUUAUGAAUGGAAAAACUCGUAACCAUUUGAAGAACAUAGUGAUAGUGUUUUAUGUUUGAUUUUAAAUAAAUCAGAAAAUCAGUUAAUUUCAGGAGGAUAUGAUAAAUAACUAAUCUUUUGGGAAGUAGAUCUUAAUAAUAAUAAACUCAUAUAUAGUGAUUCUUACUAGAAGCAUGAGAAUUAAGUGCGCUAAUUAAAUUUCAAUUAAUCUGAAACUUUAUUGGCAUCUUGUGCUUUUGGGGAAAUAAUAUUAUGGCAGAAAUAAGCAAAUAAUAAAUGGGAACAUUAAUAAGUAAUUAAAUCAUCAAUUUAUGGAUUGAAACUACAAUUUAUCAAUGAUUCUAAAUUUCUUUGGGCAUCUUAUGGAAAGAGUUAAGAUAAAAUUUAGGUAUUUUCAUAAUAAAAUGGAAAAUUUGAAGAAUAGUUUAACUCUCUAAUCUAAUUAGAUUAGAAUAUUUAGUUUAAUGAUAACUCUUAAUUCCCUAUAAUUUAUAAUGAAGAACUCAAAAUAUUAAUAGUAAGACAUAAGCAUAAAAUAUACAUAAUUAACCAUUAAAAAUAAGAUAUAUUUACAAUUAUAUGUAGACACGAUUGUGGAAUUAAUAAUAUGUGUGGGGCAUUAACAAAAAAUGGCGAAUAUCUAGUUUUAUUCGAUUAAAUUUAAUAGUAAUUUUAGAUAUUCAAGUUAUUGAAUAAAUGAG
This is a messenger RNA of Paramecium octaurelia, 1624 nucleotides long. The record is from the annotation of a GenBank genome assembly. Lineage: Eukaryota; Ciliophora; Oligohymenophorea; Peniculida; Parameciidae.